GCCUGGUCACACCAGGCAAAAUCAUUAAAAGGAUUUUAGUUUGUUUUUUAUUUUCAAAAGCAGAUAAAAAUUCUCCGAAUCGCACGUGUCAAAAUAAUUACCAGCAAAUUUUUGAUUCCGAUUCAAUGGAGACUACUCGUGAGCCUGAACCAUCGGGAUACAAUAUAGCUAAAGAUCCGGCUUUGAAAAAGAAUCGCAUAUUCCUGGGCAAUAUUCCCAUCUGUACACGGAAGGAUUUGGAAAGCAUAUGCCAACCAUAUGGUAAUGUUUUAGGCUCGGUGGUGCAAAAGAAUUUCGGAUUUGUCCAGUUCGAAUCAGAGGAGAUAGCCAAUAAAGCGGCCACUGCAUUAAACCGCUCCACUUUUAAGUCAAAUGUUUUGACUGUACGGAAUGCCAGCAUUAAACCGCCACCAGUGCCAAAGAAUAAUAUGAUGCCAAUGGCAAUGCCCAACCAAAUGCCGAUGCCGCCAGUGGCCAUUCAGGGAGGGAUAGUAAUGUCAGCAGCGGAGGCGGCUGAAGGUGGAUCUGUCAUUAAUGACUGCGAGAUUGUAGUGGUGAACCGGGAAAACACGAAAUAUGCGGAGUACGUAGAAGAGCGUUUGAGAAAAGUGGGUAUGCGAGUAGAUGUUCUAUUUCCUAACGAGGAUGUAAUGUUGGGCAAGGUAUUAGCCAAUAUCUCUUCACGUGGUUGUCUCUAUGCCGUGCUGGUUACUUCUCAACACGAGACAUUAAAUAGCAUAACUGUGCAUAUUCUUUAUGGAGUACCAGCAGAGCAUCGUAACAUGCCCGUAGAAGAUGCCAUCACUUUGGUAGCCACAGAUUUCCGACUAAAGAAGCAGCGCGAUGCUGUGCCCACCAAGGUCCCAGGGCAUCCUUACCAAAUACGGAAACUGCUUGAAAUGUUGUGCGCCAAUCAUCCAUUGACUGCUUUACAAUAUGAAUGCCUUAUUAAGUACUUGGAAUCGAAACGUCAAGAGCAGAUGAGGAGAGAGUUGGGAGAUGCAAAUGCUUUGGCCAAGCUGAAGGCUCCGGAUCCUGAGGUUGAGCUACAAAAGAAAAUCCUUAGCAUUAUGAAUAAGCCGGCUGUAACAGAUAUUAGUUACGAACUAAUGUAUCCAACAAUUGAAGCGGUUAAGGAAGAUCAACGCUUUAUGGCCUUGCUGAAGGACGCCAGAGUUUUGUCCGCUCUGGAAAGCAUUUGGACACGCGAUCUCAUCGAUACGGUAGCAGAGUUUGUAUAAAUGCAAGAUGCACUGUAAAUUUUUAAAAUGUAAUGUACUUUACCUUAAUUAAACGAUAAAACAAA
Drosophila willistoni is the source of this 1306-nucleotide messenger RNA. RefSeq names its product nuclear receptor coactivator 5 (gene Neos). Lineage: Eukaryota; Metazoa; Arthropoda; Insecta; Diptera; Drosophilidae. The record is from RefSeq and is a predicted model, not a curated record. Gene Ontology annotation, molecular function: RNA binding. Bases 126 to 1241 code for a protein of 371 amino acids. The transcript has 2 exons.